Molecule: messenger RNA, 2394 nt
Organism: Pseudoliparis swirei
Lineage: Eukaryota; Metazoa; Chordata; Actinopteri; Perciformes; Liparidae
Product: protocadherin alpha-8-like
Exons: 1
Coding region: 1-2394 (797 amino acids)
Biological process (GO): homophilic cell-cell adhesion
Cellular component (GO): plasma membrane
Molecular function (GO): calcium ion binding
Source: RefSeq, a predicted model, not a curated record
AUGUAUCUCUCAAGCAAAACAAACUGUUUUCGGAUAUAUCUUGUGGCCGUGCUGCUGAAUGGUUGCUGGGAAGCGGCUUCUGGACAGCUCUCGUAUUCCGUACCAGAGGAGGUAAACCCGGGCACCUCUGUUGGCAAUAUCGCCAAGGAUCUAAAUCUCAAUGUGCAGGAUUUAGAGUCUCGUAUGUUUCAGAUUGUCGCGGGUUCAAAGAGAAAAUAUUUUGAUGUAAAUCUGAAAACUGGUGUUCUUUAUGUCAAUGAAAGAAUCGACCGAGAAGAGCUUUGUGCGAAGGCGACAACAUGUACAGUCAAUGUCGAGGCCGUGAUUAAUGACCCGCUGAAGCUGUACCGGUUAGAGAUCACUAUAACUGAUAUGAACGACAACGCGCCCGUUUUCUCUGAACAAUUGCAGUCAAUUAACAUAGCGGAGAAUACGUUACCGGGAGUGAAAUUUGGAUUAAUAGAAGCAUCGGACUUGGAUGUUGGAAAGAACGGCGUUAAUACAUACAAGCUUAGUAGUAAUGAUUAUUUUUCUUUAGACGUUCACAAAGGGGGAGACGGCGUGUCGGCCGAGUUAGUUCUGAAGAAAUCCUUAGACCGAGAGCACGGCUCAGUGAUACAACUCACUCUAACUGCGCUGGACGGAGGGAAUCCAAGCCGAUCGGGAACCUCACAAAUCAUUAUCACUGUGUUGGAUAUUAACGACAACCAUCCAGUUUUCAGUAAAUCUUUAUUCAAAGUUAAAAUAUUUGAAAACUUGCCAAUAGGGUCUCCUGUGGUCGUUCUUAAUGCAACAGACGCAGAUGAGGGAUUAAAUGCAGACAUAGAAUAUUCUUUAAGAAGUAAAGGACAGGAUCGCAUUUUACAUUUAUUUGAAAUAGACUCGAACACGGGUGCGAUUUUAAUCAAAGGUAAGAUCGACUAUGAAGAACACCCCGCGUUUGAGAUUCAUGCGCAGGCCAGUGACAAAGGCCAACCUCCGAUGUCUGCUCACUGUAAGGUGCUGGUAGAGGUGGUGGACCUAAACGACAACGCUCCUGAGAUCACUGUGACGUCACUACGAAACACAGUGAGGGAGAACGCAGAAGUAGGUACCGCUAUAGCGCUUGUCUCUGUGUUGGACAAAGAUGGAGGGGAAAACGGGGCUGUAAAAGCUGUCAUACAAAACGAAAGCCCCUUUAAAUUGGACACAAAUUAUAAAAAUUAUUAUUCGUUAGUAGUUGAUGGUCCACUUGACAGAGAAAUCAUGGCCGAGUACAAUGUCGUCAUCGUAGCAAAUGAUGAAGGGACUCCACCUCUCUCCAGCACCAGCAUAGUGACAGUUCAGGUCUCUGACGUCAAUGACAACCCUCCUCGCUUCUCAGAGUCAGUGCUUAAUAUAUAUGUUAAAGAGAACAGUCCAGUAGGAGCAGUUAUUAAAACUGUGACUGCAAUUGACGCCGAUAUCAGUCAAAAUGGUCAGGUGAGCUAUUCGUUCUUAAAAAGUAAUAAUAACGUGUUGUCUCUCUCAACAAUGGUGAAUAUAAACUCAGAGACAGGAGACAUCGUCAGUCUGCAGUCGUUUAACUACGAGGAGCUAAACGCCUUUCAGUUUAAAGUCAAGGCCACAGACUCUGGUGUUCCUCCGCUCAGCAGCAACGUGACUGUGAACGUUUUAGUCCUGGAUGAGAACGACAACAGUCCCACGAUCCUCGCGCCCUAUUCUGAGCACGGCUCCGUUAACAGUGAGAGCAUCCCCUAUUCUGCUGAAGCGGGAUACUUUGUGGCAAAGAUCAGGGCUGUAGACGCAGACUCUGGAUACAACGCGCUGCUUUCUUUCCACCUGUCUGAGCCCAAAGGAAACAACCUCUUCCGGAUCGGAACCAGCACUGGAGAGAUCAGGACUAAGAGGAGAAUGAGUGACAACGACCUGAAAGCUCACCCCUUGGUGGUGAUGGUUUCUGAUAACGGAGAACCCUCCCUGUCCGCUACUGUGACUAUUGACGUGGUGGUGGUUGAAAGCACAGCUGACAUCCAGACUCAGUUCAGACAUGUGCCCAUAAAAGAGGACAGCUUCUCUGACUUGAACCUGUACCUGCUGAUCGGCAUCGUGUCGGUGUCGGUGAUCUUUCUGCUGAGCCUCAUCACUUUAAUAGCUGUCAAAUGCCACAGGACCGACGGCAGCUUCAGCAGGUACAGCGCCCCCAUGAUCACCACCCACCCUGACGGGAGCUGGUCUUACUCCAAGUCGACUCAGCAGUAUGACGUGUGCUUCAGCUCAGACACGCUGAAGAGUGACGUAGUCGUUUUCCCACCACAGUUUCCUCCUGCCGAUGGUGAACUGAUCAGUAUAAACGGAGGAGAUACUUAUACAACACAGACUUUACCCAACAAAGACAAGGUAAGAACCUCUUGA